AUGAACCAAAAGCAACGGCAAACUGCGCAAAUACAGCUUGCGAAAUUUGAUGCAAGCAGAAUAAAUAUUAGCCAUACCCUUGAUGAGAUUCGUGCUACCAAAGAACAGAUAGAUAGGGUACGCCAGGAGUUGAACAGUUUUCUUACACAGUUCGCCAGCGUCCCUGAUUCAUGUGAAGAGGAAGCAUUCUAUCAUGCUGCUGCUAAAAAGAUGUUCGAUCUUCGGGAGCUGUUGGAAAUUCAUUUAAAUCGUUACAAUAAUUUGCUACCUAUUAUUGAAUUGGCUCGCCAGGCAAAUGGGUUUGCAUCGCAGAAAUUUGAAAUCGUCACCCUUCAUACUGUCGUUAGUGGUAAAUCAUACAGUAAGGCAUUGCCUAAGAAACUACUAUCACAGAACAGCCGACCUAAAAUAACCGCAUCGGCAAAUUCCUUCAAGGCUCCAGGAAAUAAAAUAAUGAAGCAUGUCAAUAAUGGAGGGCAAAUGGGAACAAACCCCAAAAGCUUUACUGUGAAUGCAAGUUCGCCAACUCAGCCAAUAGUUCUUUAG
Messenger RNA from Saccharomycopsis crataegensis, 546 nucleotides. RefSeq lists its product as uncharacterized. Bases 1 to 546 code for a protein of 181 amino acids. The record is from RefSeq and is a predicted model, not a curated record. NCBI's taxonomy places the organism in Eukaryota, Fungi, Ascomycota, Saccharomycetes, Ascoideales, Saccharomycopsidaceae. The transcript has a single exon.